Messenger RNA from Ipomoea triloba (trilobed morning glory), 1206 nucleotides. RefSeq names its product pentatricopeptide repeat-containing protein At1g52640, mitochondrial-like. The coding region runs from base 34 to 1206 and encodes 390 amino acids. The transcript has a single exon. Gene Ontology annotation, molecular function: protein binding. The record is from RefSeq and is a predicted model, not a curated record. Lineage: Eukaryota; Viridiplantae; Streptophyta; Magnoliopsida; Solanales; Convolvulaceae.
UGCAGAAUUGCAGCACUUUUAGCUUCGACGAUCAUGUCGACCAGAACUCUAACCCUUGGCACGAGAAGCACUCUCCGUCUCCGAUUCUGCAAAUUAUUCUCCGAUUGUUUUCAUUUUCAGCAUCCUUAUCCCAGAAUUCCUCAAAGCUUCCUCUCAUCUCCACCACCCACCACAGCGCGCCGCCGCGGCAACCACCAUUGCCGACCCUUUACAUCUACCUCUCAUUUGUUUCAACUCCAAAUCCAAUCGCAGCUUCAAAGCUCGGAUCCAUCUUCUCCUCACCUCGUGAACGAGCUCUCCCGGGUACUCAGCGACUUCAGAAAUCCGCACCAUGAUAUCGAGGCGGCGCUCAGUCCAUUCCGCUCCCAAAUAUCAAUCAAUGUGGUUGAGCAAGUGCUCAAGCGGUGCAGGAAUCUGGGGUUUUCCGCUCACAGAUUCUUUCUCUGGGCUCAAAGGCUACCGGGGUUUCGACAUAGUGAAGAGAGCUAUCGCAUUCUUGUUGACAUCUUAGGAGGUAGCAAGCAGUUCCCACUGUUGUGGGAUUUUCUCUUGGAAAUGAGAGACGCUAAAUCUUGUGAAAUCACUCCACAUAUGUUCUCGAUUGUGUUCAGGGCUUAUUGCAGGGCUAAUCUUCCUGACGAUGCCAUAAGGGCUUUUAGCAAGAUGGGCGAUUUUGGGAUUGAACCGAAUGUAGAUGAUCUUGGUCACCUUCUGUAUGCGUUGUGCAAAAGAAAGCAUACCUCGCAUGCCCAAAAAUUCUUUGACAGAGUUAAGGAAAGUUACCCACCUUGCACAAAAUGUUAUAGCAUUUUGAUUAGAGGUUGGGGAGAAUUGGGGAAAUUUUCACAGGCACAGAAGCUGUUUGAUGAAAUGCUUCAGAGGGGAUGUUCAGUUCAUUUGCCUGCAUAUAAUUGUCUCUUGGAGUCUUUAUGCAAGGGAGGGAAGAUGGAUGAAGCUUAUAAAAUGUUCAGAAAGAUGUGGUCGAUGGAGCUUAAACCAGAUGCUUUUACAUACUCUAUAUUCAUUCAUUCUUAUUGUCAGGCAAAUGAUAUUCAUUCAGCUUUCAAGGUUCUAGAUAGGAUGAAAAUGUAUGAUCUUGUCCCUAAUGUGUUUACUUACAAUUGCAUGAUCAAGNGGGGGGGGGGGGGGGGGGUCUGGUUUGAAGCAUUGGGCCAAGUGGUUGGUCUCCUCCCUCCUGCAAGGUAG